Messenger RNA from Lepidothrix coronata (blue-crowned manakin), 3092 nucleotides. It is a transcript of the gene MAP7D1, whose product is annotated as MAP7 domain containing 1. The record is from RefSeq and is a predicted model, not a curated record. Bases 13 to 2586 code for a protein of 857 amino acids. Gene Ontology annotation, biological process: microtubule cytoskeleton organization. NCBI's taxonomy places the organism in Eukaryota, Metazoa, Chordata, Aves, Passeriformes, Pipridae. Gene Ontology annotation, cellular component: microtubule cytoskeleton. The transcript is spliced from 16 exons.
CCACCAUCCCCGAUGGGAGACAGCGUGGCCCCCCCCUCCUCGCCGCCCCCCUCGCCCGGGGAUGCCCUGCAGAGAGAGCGCAGCCCCCCCCAGCGCGACCGGCCCGUCCCUCCAGACGUCGUCCCCUCCGAAAGGACCGUCCCGCCCGUCCCUGCAGCCGUCACCCCCUCCGAAAAGACCGUCUUGCCCACCCCUGGAGCCGUGCCCCCCUCCCAGCAGCCCGUGUGCCCCCCAGCCGUGAUGCCCCCCUGCGAGAGCAGCCCCCCGCAGCGUGACCGUCCCGUCCCUCCAGCCGUGACAUCGUCAGGACAGCCCGUGUCCCCCAGCCCUGUGGCCAUGGCCCCCUCAGCAGAGAGUGUCCCCCCGUGGCGUGACCAGGCCCCCCCCGGGCCCCCCAAGCCCCCUGGGACGGAGCACCCCAAAGCAGAGGUGUCACCCCACGCCCCCGAGCAGCCGAGCCCUGUCCACGCUGCCACCCCAUGCCCGGCAGAGACGCUGCCCCCCGGGAGCCAGACCCCAGCCCCAGCUGCCAGGGAAGGGGCUCCCCCUGAUGCCAAGAGCCCCCCGGGUGCCACGGCCGGGCCCUCAAAGGACGUGACCCCCCGGAGCGACCGCCCCUCACCAUCUCCUGCCGCCAGCCCCCGGCCCAAGCAAGAUGCCCAGAAAGCCCAGGCAAGGCACAAGCAGGCGAAGGAGCGGCGUGAGGAGCGGGCCAAGUACCUGGCUGCCAAGAGGGUGCUGUGGCUGGAGAAGGAGGAGAAGGCCCGGCUGCUGCGGGAGAAGCAGCUGGAGGAGCGGCGCAAACGGCUGGAGGAGCAGCGGCUGCGGGCGGAGAAGCGCCGGGCGGUCCUGGAGGAGCGGCAGAGGCAGAAGCUGGAGAAGAACAAGGAGCGCUACGAGGCAGCGAUCCAGCGGUCGGCCAAGAAGACGUGGGCAGAGAUCCGGCAGCAGCGCUGGUCCUGGGCUGGGGCCCUGCACCACGGCUCCCCCGCACACAAGGACGACCGGAGCUUGCAGCUGAGCCCGUGGGAGAGCAGCAUCGUGGACCGGCUGAUGACGCCCACCCUGUCCUUCCUGGCACGCAGCCGGAGCGCCGUGACGCUGGCUGGGAACGGCAAGGAGCAGGUGCCCGUGUGCCCCCGCUCGGCCUCCGCCAGCCCCCUCAGCCCCUGCCACAACCACCGGCUGCCGCACCGGUGCUGGGAGCGGCGGAAGGCGGCCACCGCCAGCCCCGACGUGACGCCGCGCCGCAGGACCGAGCCCUCGCCCAAGAAGAAGGAGAAGAAGGAGAAGGACCGGGAGAACGCCAAGGAGCGCAGUGCCCUGUCCCGUGAGCGCAGCCUCAAGAAGCGGCAGUCGCUGCCGGCAGCACAGCCCCGGCUCCUGCCUGCGGCCGACAGCAGCCCGGGCCCCAAGAACCGUCCCUCAUCACCUGCCACCCCCAAGAACCGUCCCUCAUCCCCUGCAACCCCCAAGAACCGUCCCUCGUCCCCUGCCACCCCCAAAGCCCGCCCAGCGUCCCCCAGCCCAGCCCUCGGCUCUCCCCACAAGCCUCCUCUGCCCCGCAGCGCCCACUCCUCCCCCAAGGUGCGGGCCAGGGCGCGGGAGGAGCGGGGGGAGCAGGAGGCCCCGGUGAAGGCACGGGAGAGGAAGGAGGAGGAGCGGGGCCCGGCGCCCCCAGCCCUUCCCGAGCCCCCCAAGGUGCCCGCAGAGCCGACGGCAGCCCCCUCAGCCCCUGCAGCCCCCGGCCCUGUGCCGGCCAGCCCCCCAGCCAGACCCCCAGCCGGCACCACGGACCGCGAGGAGGCCGCCCGGCUGCUGGCGGAGAAGCGGCGCCAGGCCCGGGAGCAGCGGGAGCGUGAGGAGCGAGAGCGCCGGGAGCAGGAGGAGCAGGAGAGGCGGGCGCAGGAGGAGCGGGCGGCCGAGGAGCAGAGCCGGAGGGAGGCCCUGGCACGGCGGAGGGACGAGGAGCGGCGGCUGCAGGAGGAGCGAGAGGCCCAGGAGAGAGCCCGGGCCGAGCGGGAGGAGACGGAGCGGCUGCAGAGACAGAGGGAAGAGGCCGAGGCGAGGGCACGGGAAGAGGCCGAGCGGCAGCGCCUGGAGAGAGAGAAGCACUUCCAGCGUGAGGAGCAGGAGCGGCUGGAGAGGAAGAAGCGCCUGGAGGAGAUCAUGAAGAGGACGCGCAAAUCAGACGCAGCGGAUGCCAAGAAGAAGGAGGACAAGAAGGUGGUGAACGGCAAAGCGGCCGAGCAGGAGGAUGCCCCAGGCCGUGAGAAGCACCCGGGGCCGAUCCCGAAGGCGGAGGAGCUCCCAGAGACGGAGCCGCCGAGCGCGGGGACACCGGGGGGCACGAAGGGCCUGGCGGGCGAGGGGCUGCAGCCGAGCGCCAAGGAGGCGGCGGCCCUGGUGAAUGGCGUCCAGCCCGGCAAGCACGAGAACGGCUUCACGGGCACCGAGGGCCCCAAGGAGCUGCGGGACCUCCCCCACCACGGCAGCAGCCCCGGCAGCAUCAUCCCCUUCGGCGACAAGGAGCCCUUCCUCAAGCAGGCCGUGGUGAAGCCCCCGCAGGUGACAGAGGUGCUGUGAGGGCCUGGCCGACACCCCCACGGGGCCACCACCCGCACCCUGAGCCCGCCUGGACCCGGAGCUGCCGUCACAGCACGACCCUCGCUGCUCCCCCGGGGGGCUGCGGGACCCCCCGGCGGGGACGCCUGGCUCCUCUCUCUCUGUCCUCGUUUUUAUUUCGUUUUGUUGGUUUUUUAUUUUUAUUUUAAACAUGCACCUUAUCAGACUGACAGCCCACCCCCGCAGCCCACCGGAGCCGCCCCAGACGUGUGGUGUAAUGAUGUAGUUAUUUAACUCGCUGGGUACAACGUCUGUGAAUACUGUAAAUAGAGCCGGCCGGGCGUGGGGAUGCCCCGGGGGGAGCUCGGGGUGGGGGGGGGUCAUAGCUCCCCAUCCCCACGUGUGUCCCCCCGCAUGUCCGUGUGCCCGGUGCCCCCGGGCCCGGCCGGCACCACGCUGCUCUGUGCCCUUGUGACAGUGUUAUUGCAUCCAGACAACCUUUGCCAACAAUAAAAGUGGACAAUGCC